AUGGGAAUCCCAGGACUUAUUAAUGCCCUGGGCGCAGGCGAGCGCAUCGCACUGUCAAAGCUAGCAGUUUCACAUCUCGAGCGUGAAAAUAGGCCUAUUCGCGUUGCGGUCGAUAUUUCAAUCUGGCUGUUUCAAGUUCAAGCGGGCCGUGGAGGCAAGAAUCCUGAAAUUCGGACCCUGUUCUACCGAUUGAUCAAACUCCUUGCGCUUCCAAUUCAUCCGCUUUUCGUCUACGAUGGGAGUAAAAAACCCCCCUUCAAGAGAGGCAAGGCAACAACAUCCCGCGGCCACGGGAAUGCACCGAUUAUUCAACGAUCGAAAGAUCUCAUCAAUCGCUUCAGGUUUCCCUGGCACGAGGCCCCAGGCGAGGCAGAGGCCGAAUGCGCCCGGUUGCAGCAGGCUGGUAUUGUGGACGCCGUCAUGAGCGACGAUAUCGAUACAUUGAUGUUUGGGUCCACCUUUAUGAUAAAGAAUUUCUCAAAAGAGAGUGGUACCGGUACAACUGCCGCUACUCACGUCACUUGCUACAACAUGAGCAAUAAGUUUCAUGUUUCAAACAUUCCAUUCGAUCGACCUGGAAUGAUUUUGUUUGCUAUGCUUAGUGGCGGGGACUACUUACCAUCUGGUGUACUAAAAUGCGGAAGCAAAUUGGCCGCGGAAAUCGCGAAGGCGGGCUUUGGUGAAGAUCUCUUAAAUAUAGUCAAGUCCAAGUCUUCAGACCUUGACUCUGAUUUGAAUGACUGGCGAGAACGAUUACAGUACGAGUUGGAAGAGAAUGAGAGCGGCUAUUUCACCACAAAGCACAAGGCCGUGCGAAUCCCACUUGAUUUCCCCGAUCGUGCAAUUCUCGAAUACUAUGCCGAGCCGAGCGUUUCUGCCAAAAGUGAGAUGGAAAGCUUGAAAGCCCGCUUAGGAGAGGAGUGGGAUCAGGACAUUGAUCCAAUGGCGAUCAGAAGUUUCGCCGCUGAGCAUCUUGAAUGGAACUAUCGUUCUGGGGCCAGAAAGGUAAUUAAACUCUUGGCCGAACCCCUUGUCUCCUACAGACUUCGUCUUAAACGACCUGUUUCGGGUUUAACGCAUGGCACACUUGCUCCCGAUUGUGGCUCCCCAUGGCUCCAAAAAAUCCACCGGAGCCGUGCAAACUUCGGCACGGAUGGAAUGACUGAACUUCAAACGGACAUGCUACCCAUCGACGUGGUUGGUAUUGACCUUCUUUCCGAGAUACCAAAUCCUCAACCAGCAUCCGAAGAGACCGGGCUUUCGCAAAGUACGGGACAGGCAGUCGAAGAAGAGGAUAACGGAGAGGCAAUUGGCGAGCUGGCACCGCCACAAACCUCUUCAAAGGCGCGAGUGACGAAACGCUUUGACCCUUUGGCCAUUGAAAAGGUCUGGGUUUUCGAAACAAUAGCCAAACUCGGGGUUCCCGAAAUCGUUAAAACAUGGGAAGAUGAACAGGCUAAAAAGGCUGCCAGCAAGGCUGCUCCCAAGAAACCCACCACUCGACGAACUGCGCCUAAAAAGAAGGGUCCAAUUGACUCAGGGAUGAAGCGAGGUAGCAUUUUAAAAUAUGGUACGCUUACCAAGGAGAGAUCCGAAUUGUCUCCCCCAUUCAAAACGCAGUUACUAGAAGCGGCCACAUCUGCCUCGGGAAAUGGCAAAUCCUCUCUCAACACUGCCUCUUUGCCGGAGCAUAUUGGCCUUGAAGGAUACGAUCUCUCUCCCAGUAUGUAUUCGAUGCAAGAUACUACAGCUCAGAUGUCUGCUUUGUCGCAGGAGGUGGAUGACCUUGUCGGGACAUUCUCAAACCUAUGCACAACAUUACCGACACCGACAUCCAAGCGUCGCCCUUUGGUAAACCCAUUACGCAUGCGAUCGCGCACCAGCGUUCUAGGUGCCAGAGAAGUCGAAUUAGAGGAUCUAGACAUUUCAAUUGUCGAUGCUAUCGAUCCACCACCACCCAGACGACUCAGGGCAGUUGAAACUAGCACUCCGGCUUCGAAGGAGAGGAAAUCUGAAGCUAUGAGACCAAAUGGCUUGGACCAACGCCCUCCAUGUCAGGAGAAACACAUCCGGCAAGAGCUUGCUCAUGAGAUCGACGAGGUAGGAAAGGCAAUUGGUUCAUUGUCAUUGGUUGUCCCUCCCAAUUGUGAAAAUCUUGAGCAUGCAACAUCUCGUCAUUCCCGGCGGACUAUUUCUCCCAAAAAAACAGCCAUUGGCGGCGGUCGACCUUUGUCUCCAAAACCCCAAUAUUCUAGCCCAUCUAAGUCUACUAUUCUGUCAGAGCUCGAACGCGACACUGGUUGUCUAUCAUUGAAACAGAAAUUCGAUGAUCCCAAAGAGAUCUCCAGAUCUCCCAAAAAGACGAAGGGGGCUGGCAGAAAGCCCGCCCGAAAGAUUGGGCACAUUGAAAACGUCACAGCCUCAAAUGGCUUUUGGAAAGUCGAUACAUCUGUUGAUCCAGAAGCGCCAUCCACGGCAACGAGCCACUCCCAAAAUGGUCAGAAAGACCAAAGCAAAAAGAAGCGACUCCCUCGCGUUAGCAUCCUUGAUAUGAUUUGA
Penicillium waksmanii is the source of this 2559-nucleotide messenger RNA. RefSeq names its product crossover junction endodeoxyribonuclease. Lineage: Eukaryota; Fungi; Ascomycota; Eurotiomycetes; Eurotiales; Aspergillaceae. The record is from RefSeq and is a predicted model, not a curated record. Gene Ontology annotation, molecular function: crossover junction DNA endonuclease activity; 5'-flap endonuclease activity. The coding region runs from base 1 to 2559 and encodes 852 amino acids. The transcript is spliced from 2 exons.